Lucilia cuprina (Australian sheep blowfly) is the source of this 2877-nucleotide messenger RNA. RefSeq names its product hexosaminidase D. Gene Ontology annotation, biological process: carbohydrate metabolic process. NCBI's taxonomy places the organism in Eukaryota, Metazoa, Arthropoda, Insecta, Diptera, Calliphoridae. The record is from RefSeq and is a predicted model, not a curated record. Gene Ontology annotation, molecular function: hexosaminidase activity. The coding region runs from base 149 to 2422 and encodes 757 amino acids. The transcript is spliced from 6 exons.
UAUCUUUCUUUAGUACAAUUUUCUUCUUGCAAAACAGUGUUGUAUUUUGAUAGUGUUUAACUUUUGGGCUUUUUAUUUAAUGAAAAUAAUAAAUAAAUGUGAAACAAAAAGUGUAGAACAAAUAAAAUAGAAGACAAUUAAUAAUCUGAUGCACACAAAUCUCCUUAUAUUGAUUUGGCGCCGUAAAAUAUCUCUUUUACUACUUGCUUCUUCCUUAAUACUUUGUGGUCUUUGGACUUGGGCCUAUUUGGAUACAAAGCAAAGUUUUUCACAAAACUAUAUUAAUUUACCCAGUGAUACAGAAGAUUCCACCCAAAGAGAUUCCUACAAACAUAUUUAUGUCUUACAAAAACUUAUUUCGCAGGCUAAUCGCAUUUUAAGAUUUCAACAAAAUCAAGAUACCAACAACAAAAAAGAAACCAAUGUUCAGCAUCAUACCAACAGUUUAGCUAAUUCGGGAUUAACACGUUUCGUUAAACCUACCAAAAAUCCAACGUCUAUUGUUAUUGAAGAAGCUUCAGCUCAAACGUUAUCGUUGGUAGCGAGACGUAAGAAGUUACCUAUAGUGGGAGAAAGUUAUCUUUUCGAAGAGGAACGUUUAAGAAUUUUGGAAAAUCAACAGAAAUCUAGAAACUCAGCCAUGGAUGAUUUACAAAGUCAAAUGGAAAAUGAUGCACAAAUGUUGUCUUCAGCAGAGAAGCAGACUCAAUAUGAACAUGAACUGCAGCGCAUGGGUAUACCCAUUGUGGCUGGCAUAGGUCCCGACGGAGCUAAGCCACCCAAUGAACGUUUAGUGCAUUUGGAUUUAAAGGGAGCACCACCUAAGCUUUCUUUUUUGAAAACUCUUUUGCCGGUUAUAAAAACUUUGGGAGCCACUGGCCUAUUAAUUGAGUACGAAGAUAUGUUUCCAUUUGAGGGAAAUAUCUCUUCACUUUCAGCCAGAAAUGCAUACAAUCGUGAAGAACUUAAGGACUUUUUGGAAGCCUGUGCUGAGCACGGUUUCAACAUAAUACCUUUAGUACAAACUUUUGGUCAUAUGGAAUACGCACUGAAACUACAAGAAUUUGCCCAUUUACGCGAAUUGCCAGACAGUCCACAAUCCAUAUGUCCCAGUCAAAAGCAAUCAAUGAAUUUUAUCGAUGCUAUGCUAACACAAGUUAUCGACUUUCAUUUGCAAUUGCAACAACCGAACAUCGAGAAGAUUCCUUUGAAAAUGUCACACAUACAUAUUGGUUGUGAUGAAGUUUAUCGCAUGGGUGAGUGCACACAGUGUAGACAAAAAACCAAAGGAGAGUUAUUUCUCAAUCAUGUGACUACCAUAGCCCAUUUCAUACGCAUGAAAUGGCCACAAUUGAAAGUUAUAAUAUGGGAUGAUAUGUUAAGGGGCAUGACCUUGAGUGAAAUGCAACAUUCGCAAAUUGGCAAUUAUGUGGAACCCAUGAUUUGGGUCUAUAUCAAUGAUAUCUAUCGUUUUAUACCGCCCAUGUUGUGGGAGAGAUAUACACGGGUAUUCCCUACAGCCUGGGCUGCUUCUGCAUUUAAAGGUGCUUUCGGUGAAAGCUUAAUGAUACCACCUAUACAAAGGCAUUUGGAAAACAAUAUACGCUGGUUGGCAGUUAUCGCCAAAGAAGGUGCCAGAUUCUCUAAGGGUUUUCAGGGUUUAGCACUUACCGGCUGGCAACGUUAUGAUCAUUUUGCCAUUCUCUGUGAACUUCUACCCACUGGCAUACCCAGUCUAAUGGUCUCACUAUCAACUGUUUCUCGGGGCUAUUUCAAUACCAAUCCCAAGGAAAAUGAUUUACUAAAAGUAUUACAAUGUGUCUAUCAAUUGGAUAAAAGACGCUCUGGUCACCCCUGGUUAGAGUUACAGCCAAACUCUCAUCAUAAUCAAUUAUUUUCGACGUGUAUAUAUUUGGGUCACCAAUUUUAUAAAUUCUCUUUGAGGUUGUUUGACAUGUUGACAGAAAUCGAAGUGUAUUUGCAACAGGUACAAGAGAAAAGUGCUUGGAUGUCUGAUUACAAUGUACGACACAAUUUUACAUCAACAAUAAGGGUGCAUGAGCUGACACACAAGACGCCCAUUUAUAUUAGUGAGUUACAGGGUAUGGCCAGGCAGGCCAAUGAAUUGUUAUACGAAAUAUAUGAUGAGUUUACUAUAGCUGAAUUUAUCGAACAGUCAAUUUAUCCCACUAUUGGUUCAUUACAACGGCAUUUAGCAAAUGCUCAAUUACUCUUGCAACCAAAUACUUGGCCACAACGUCCUUUGCCAAUAGCACAAGCUUUGCAUAAUUUAAAUUUAAUACCAAAUAAUCAACUACAGCAGCAGCAACAGCAACAGCACCAUCACUACCAACAACAACAACAAUAUCAACAACAGCAUCAUCUACAAUAUCAACAUCAUCAACAUCAUGCAACAAAUUGAAACACAUUAUAUAAAUAUAUAUAGAAGUUCUUUGCAUAUGUCUUCCGCAAACCACACACAUGCAGACAGAAACGUUAAUAACCAUGGUGUUUAAUUAAAUUUAGUCGAAAAUGUUAACAUUAAAGGAAAUCAUUAUUAUCAUACAUUUAGCAAAAAAAAUAUAAAGAAAAAAUUCUACACAUUUUUUUUAUUAUUUAGAGAUGAAAAAGAAACUUAACUCAAAACAUAAGCUUAAAGCUUUAUUUUUUUAAAAAAAUACCGAAAUUAUUCGAAUAAAUAUCUAUACAUAUAAUGUUAUUAAUUAAACUAAAAUAUAAAUAUAAAUAAAAAAUUAAAAUUAAACAUUUAAAAUGUUGCAUAUUAGUAGUUACAUAUUUAACAUACAUAAACAAAAUAUGUAUUUUUUGCAUACGAUUUAAAAAAAAUUUAAUUAUUAUUACAAACAAGUUAACACA